This is a messenger RNA of Trichophyton rubrum CBS 118892, 534 nucleotides long. RefSeq lists its product as uncharacterized. The coding region runs from base 1 to 534 and encodes 177 amino acids. The record is from RefSeq and is a predicted model, not a curated record. Gene Ontology annotation, biological process: mitochondrial respiratory chain complex I assembly. NCBI's taxonomy places the organism in Eukaryota, Fungi, Ascomycota, Eurotiomycetes, Onygenales, Arthrodermataceae. The transcript has a single exon. Gene Ontology annotation, cellular component: mitochondrion.
AUGCACUGGAUAAAUGACCUGCCGUCCCUCCUCGCGCAGGUAAAUUCUAUUUUAAAGCCAGAUAGUCCGUUCAUGGCCGUGAUGUUUGGAGGGGACACUUUAUUCGAAUUACGCACUUCCUUGCAAUUAGCAGAUCUCGAGCGCAGAGGUGGUGUAAGCCCUCAUGUAUCUCCGCUUGCUGACGUACGAGAUAUUGGCGGAUUGCUGACCAAGGCUGGGUUCAAAUUGCUCACAGUCGAUGUGGAGGAUAUCGUGGUGGAAUACCCUGAUACCUUUGCCCUCAUGUCAGACCUCCAGGCAAUGGGGGAGAGUAAUGCAAUCUUGCGGAGAGAAGCCGGGCCAAUUUCUAGAGACGUUCUAUUGGCGAAUGAGGCAAUAUAUAGAAGCUUACAUACGGAAGAAGGUGAAAGAAAUAUACCUGCUACCUUCCGGCUGAUAUAUAUGAUAGGGUGGAAAGAAGGAGAGGGACAGUCGAAACCGUUAGAGAGGGGCAGUGGACAGUUUAAUCUCAAAGACAUCAUUGGGUCAGAAUAG